Molecule: messenger RNA, 2259 nt
Organism: Paramacrobiotus metropolitanus
Lineage: Eukaryota; Metazoa; Tardigrada; Eutardigrada; Parachela; Macrobiotidae
Product: medium-chain acyl-CoA ligase ACSF2, mitochondrial-like
Exons: 10
Coding region: 333-2147 (604 amino acids)
Biological process (GO): fatty acid metabolic process
Molecular function (GO): medium-chain fatty acid-CoA ligase activity
Source: RefSeq, a predicted model, not a curated record
GCCAUGCAGUGGCGUCGUUGUGUGAUUCUCACAGCUAUCAGAAUGAGGAAACAAAGCCUGGUAUAGAAUUCCUAAUUUUCUCCAAAAACAAUAACAUCAUAAUAUUAUGCAUUUGAACCUCAUUGCAGCAUUUCUCAAGCGUGGCACUUAUGGUCGCUCAUAAUUUGACUGAUAUUUGAUUAAUUAAAUUCAAUCCCUGGAGCGUAAUGAUAUUUCCCGUCAGCCACUAAAAGAAUGAGCAUAUGCACGCGCUGAUGCCGGAUGAUUAAGAGAAACGUGGAAACUUUAAUCCAGAUACCAAUACUAAUAAUUUGCAUUCGGUUUGUGCGAAAAUGUACACCUACGCGAAAUCGCUACCACCAUCAUCAAGGAUUUUUUCCGGCUUUAGAAAAAGGUUCUUCACCAGCACAUCUACUCUACUGCAGCAGAGCACAAAGAAACCAGAAACACUUACAUGUACCUUAAGUCAUGUCCGCGGGCCUUCCACUCCGCCAUUAUUGACCAAAACAAUUGGCCAGAUCGUUGACGAGCAGGCUGAACGGCGUCCGGAUGACAUCGUGUUCGUUGUACCCUUCCAGAAUACCCGUAAGACGUACGCCCAGUUUAAAGCGGAUGUGGAUGCCACUGCCGCUGGACUGCUGCAUCUGGGCCUGCAGAAAGGUGACCGUGUAGGCAUCUGGGGACCGAACUCGUACGAAUGGCUGCUGACACAGUACGCUACAGCGAAAGCCGGUCUGAUCAUGGUCAAUGUUAAUCCGCAGUACAAAGCCCAUGAACUGGAGUAUUGCCUGAAGAAGGUUCAGAUUAAAGUUCUUAUCGGUGCUACUACAAAGGAAUGUCUGGAUGUGCUUGACAAGGUCGUGCCUAAUCUUGUGAUCCCGAAAAAAUCCUCAAAAAUACCGGAUCUGGAAACUGUUGUCCUUAUCUCUGAUAACAAAAACCAGACACCAGCUGGAGACAGUCGGUUUUUCCAUGAAAUCCUCCAGGACUAUGGACGGGAAGAUUUGUCUAAGUUGGAGCGCAAUGCCAAGCAAGUAACGCCCAAUGACCCGGUUAACAUCCAGUUCACUUCCGGUACAACCGGUAAUCCGAAGGGCGCUACACUUUCGCACCAGAACAUACUAAACAACGGUUAUUUCGGAGGGAUAACGUUAGGAUUCGACAAAGAGAAAACCAUCCUUUGUUCGCCAGUCCCGCUAUAUCACUGUUUUGGUUGCGUUCUCGGAAGCUUAAUGACAGUCGUGCAUGGAUCUACGUUGGUCAUACCUGCCCCGAGAUUUGACGCCGAAGCCACCUUGAAAGCCAUCGACGGGGAAAAGUGCACAUUCCUUUACGGCGUGCCAACAAUGUACACAGAUCAGAUUUACCAUCCAAAUUUCGCAAAGUAUAACACGAAAACUUUACGCGGAGGUUUUAUGUCUGGAGCGCCAUGUCCUGUGGAGCUGGUUAGAACAGUCAAGCAAAAGUUGGGAAUGAGGGAUAUCAUCGUUGGUUAUGGAAUGACUGAAACAAGCCCAUUAGUGCUGUUAUCCAAACUUGGCGAUCCUGAGGAAUGCUGCACUCAAACAGUUGGUACCGCGCUACACCACACCGAAGUGCGAAUAGCCAACGAAACGGAUCAAGUGGUGCCGGUUGGAACAAGAGGCGAAGUGCAAGUUAAAGGCUUUCCCGUAAUGUUGGGAUACUGGCAGGACGAAUCAAAAACCAACGAGUUUUUUACGCCUACCGGUUGGGCUCGCACCGGAGAUAUUGGAAUAAUGCAAGAGAAUGGCUAUGGGAAAAUUGUUGGACGCAUGAAGGAUACAAUAAUCCGAGGUGGAGAGAAUGUUUUCCCGGCAGAGAUUGAGAAUUGUCUCCACGAGCAUCCGGCCGUAGCGGAGGUGUACAUUGUGGGCGUGCCGGAUCGGAGGUUGGGCGAAGAGAUCUGUUGUUGGAUCAGACUGAAGAAAGAAGUUUCCGAAGAAGAGCUGAAGAAAUUUUGUAGAGAUAACCUGGCUCGGUUCAAGGUGCCGAAGUAUUUUGUUUAUGUGGACUCCAAGCAGAGCUUUCCACUGACGGUGACCGGGAAAGUCCAAAAAUUUAAAAUGCGGGAGCAGUCUCUGAAACUAUUGAAGCUGGAUGAUGAUAAAAUGGAAUAUGCAUUGUAAAUCAGUAUUUCUUAUCUGCUUUAUCAUUUGGUGUGAUGUAAACACUUAUUAAUAAGCCGGCACUGCUGCAUAGUGAAUACAGAUCCGCAUAACAAGGCGAAGUUUCUGUUUA